AUGACAUCACAGUGUUUGUAGCCUAGUAACCCGGAUGGUGGGAAUAGAGCUGCAGCUAGCUCCCUAAAGCCUCCUGAAUUAAACUAAAUUUAUAAAUCCGCUGAUUAAUCUGAUCAUAUUAUCGAUCCAGGGAGAUGAGCUUGUCGAUCAGGACUGAACUACCCGCUGAUAAAACGAAGCGCAAGAAGAGGAGAGAACUGACUGAAGAGCAGAAGGAUGAGAUAAAGGAAGCGUUUGAACUGUUCGACACAGAUAAAGAUAAAGAAAUCGAUUAUCAUGAACUGAAGGUGGCUAUGAGAGCUCUGGGCUUCGAGGUGAAGAAGGUGGAUGUGCUGAAAAUCCUAAAAGAUUAUGAUCGAGAAGGAACCGGAAAAAUAACGUUUGAAGAUUUUAGAGAAGUUGUGACAGACAGGAUCCUGGAGCGAGAUCCUAAGGAGGAGAUCCUGAAGGCGUUUAAGCUGUUUGAUGAUGACGAGUCGGGGAAGAUCAGUCUGAGGAAUCUGAGGCGAGUCGCGCGAGAGCUGGGGGAGGACAUGAGCGACGAGGAGCUGAGAGCCAUGAUCGACGAGUUCGACACCGACGGAGACGGAGAGAUUAAUCAGGAGGAGUUUGUCUCUAUAAUGACGGGAGAUUCCUGAAGAGCUGCUGUUGAGAUGAUGACUGACUGAGAUGAUGUUUUUUAUCUCAGUGUUUUGGUUCAGAUUUCCUGUUUUCUGGGAUUGUUCAGUUUUCUAUUUGUAUAUAAUGAAAUAAAUCAUUUUAUUACUGUGAUUAGUUUAUAUUAGAUUAUCUUGUUUUGUAGAUACAGGACUAUAAAUCAUAGUAAAUACUGUCUGCAUUGUUUUUCAGCAGGUAAAGGAAUUAUGGGAUAGAUCUGAACGGUGAUUUCAGUGGUUCUGAUUGAUGUUUUGUGUAUUUGUUUACUGCAGGAGUGUAACAGUCAGACAGUAAAUAGUACAUUAUUUGUAUUUUGUUUAUUUAUAAGGCAGUGCAGUGUUUUUGUCUAUACAUAUUUUUUAGAAUUUCAUAAAUUAAACAUAAUUUUUUCCCCCAUUUUUUAUGUACAGUAAAAUCUGCUCUGUGUUCUUGAAUAAAGUUUUGUAGGUUAA
Messenger RNA from Astyanax mexicanus (Mexican tetra), 1109 nucleotides. RefSeq names its product centrin 3 (gene cetn3). The transcript is spliced from 5 exons. Gene Ontology annotation, cellular component: microtubule organizing center. Gene Ontology annotation, molecular function: microtubule binding; calcium ion binding. Bases 135 to 638 code for a protein of 167 amino acids. NCBI's taxonomy places the organism in Eukaryota, Metazoa, Chordata, Actinopteri, Characiformes, Acestrorhamphidae. Gene Ontology annotation, biological process: spindle pole body duplication. The record is from RefSeq and is a predicted model, not a curated record.